Molecule: messenger RNA, 981 nt
Organism: Dentiscutata erythropus
Lineage: Eukaryota; Fungi; Glomeromycota; Glomeromycetes; Diversisporales; Gigasporaceae
Source: the annotation of a GenBank genome assembly
AUGUCCCUUCCUUCAAUACAACGAGUUCUUCUCCAAUCUGUUGCGGAAUCAGACCCUGAAGGCCGUUUUGUAGAUGUUGAUAACAUUCAAGCUUAUUAUAAGAUAGCAAUUCCACAGUACCAUAAAAAUUUACUUCAAAAUCAACAACAACUUCCUUAUGAACCUCAUAAACCCGUGAUUCUUUGCCUUCAUCAUAUUCUAGGAAAUCAAUAUACUUGGAGAUUUCAUAUGCAACCAUUGGCCGAAGCUACUGGUUGUCACGUUAUUUCCUAUGAUAGAGUGAGUUUUGGUUUCACAGAGAGACCUGUUCAAUGGGAAGAAGGCAAAAAUCCUUACACACAAAUGGCUUCUGUGGAUUUUGCUGUUCAAUUAUUAAUACAAUUAGGUUAUGGUGCGAAGAAGGUGGUAUUAAUCGGUGUUUCUGCCGGUGCUUCCAUAUCUUGUUAUAUUGCUAUUAAAUAUCCCCACUUAGUUCAUUCUUUAAUUUUGCUUGGUCCUGCAUUGAGACCUGAAGAUCAAGGCCCACCUUCAAUGUCGUGUCAUAUUUUAGGUACUGCACCAGGACGUUUAUUUCUUAAAGCCGCAUUGUAUCAAUACCUUCCUAUGCCAAAACUGUAUCAUGACAUCAAUGCUGUGCCUGAUUUUGAAACUAUGGUCAGACCAUGUUAUCGCGUUCCACUUACCUUGCCAAACUUUUAUGAGGCGAUCGCAUGGUUGUUUAAAUACUUCAUUCCAUUAGAAGUAUUACCAAAUAAGCACAUUUUCCUCCAAUUUCCUAUAUUAUACUUAGUUGGAGAUGACGAUAAAUUUACAAAUGAAAGUAUACAUAAAGAGAUUUUUGAAGAAAUGUUAGUCGACGCUCCUGAAAAUGCUAAACUGGAAUAUCACGUUCUUAAAUAUUGUGGUCAUUUGCCUCAAGAAGAAAAGCCUCAAGAAGUUUUAGAUGUACUGAUUGACUUUCUCAAAAGACUCAAUGUUUAG